GUAUAUAAGGGGACGAAACACCUCUUGAAAGACAUACCUUCAAGCUCAUCAACAAAAACGCGGGGUAAUAUGAAGUGUGUGUGUCUCCUGGUCGCCGUGGCCAUGGCCUUGACUCUCCUCUCAGGGCCAGCCACAGCCAUGCCCGAACCCUACCCACUGGCUGACCCUUCGCCGGCAGCCGGUCCCUACGCCACGGCUGACCCCCAUUAUCCCUAUGGGGGCUAUGGGUACGAUCACUACGGGUAUGGGCACCGCAGCUACUACGGAGGGUACGGACAUCGCCACUACUAUUACUGAGAUUACAAUGAUAAAAGACUGGAACAGA
Penaeus monodon (black tiger shrimp) is the source of this 325-nucleotide messenger RNA. RefSeq names its product prismalin-14-like. The transcript has 2 exons. NCBI's taxonomy places the organism in Eukaryota, Metazoa, Arthropoda, Malacostraca, Decapoda, Penaeidae. The coding region runs from base 70 to 297 and encodes 75 amino acids. The record is from RefSeq and is a predicted model, not a curated record.